Molecule: messenger RNA, 759 nt
Organism: Emiliania huxleyi CCMP1516
Lineage: Eukaryota; Haptophyta; Isochrysidales; Noelaerhabdaceae
Exons: 3
Coding region: 1-759 (252 amino acids)
Source: RefSeq, a predicted model, not a curated record
AUGGUGCCGUGCGUCACCCUUAGCCUACGCGACCGCACGUGCACCGCAGACACUACUCGCUCUUCCGCCAAGCGCUCCACAAAGCAAGAGAACGUCGUUAAGCUACUGGUUCUCGGCGCGGGAGAGAGUGGGAAGUCGACGCUGAUGAAGCAGAUGAAGGCGCCCAGCUUGCACCGACCCCCGUCUCGGGCAUGGCGCACCAGCCGACACGCGAGCGAUUUUAAACAACAGGCAAAGACGCUGCUCGAGGGCUGGGAUCGGAUCGGGUGCUCAAUGCCGGACGAGCUAGCCACGUUGCAAAGGAACUUUGACGAAAACGAGGCGGUACCUGCCGACGGAGCACGAUGUGCUCCGAGCGCGCGUGCGCACCACUGGCAUCGUGCGCAGCGACUUCCGGCUUCACGGCACAGACUUCGCCAUGUCAAGGGCCAGUACACGGACGCAGAGGGGAAGUGCCAUGUGGAGGCGUUGCUCUUCGAGGAGUUCGGCGCAAUGAGCGCGGGGGUGGAGGAGCUGCUGAUGCGGGUGGCUGAGGUGGCGGGCCGGAAGCUCACGUGGUGGCAGUACGACCAGACGUCGUGGUCGGCGCGCGAAUGGAUGCCGUUUGCGCUGCAGCGACUGUCGGUGCAGCUCUGGGUGGCGCUCGCGGACGAGGCACAGCGCGCCAUUGGUGCGGCGUCGCGCGACCGCGAGGGACCGCGGGGGAAUGCUAGUGGGAUGGGGGGCUCUGAGGGGAAGGGAGCGGGGGGCGCCCAGUAG